Molecule: messenger RNA, 1020 nt
Organism: Symbiodinium natans
Lineage: Eukaryota; Dinophyceae; Suessiales; Symbiodiniaceae
Source: the annotation of a GenBank genome assembly
AUGUCCUUGGGAUUGAAGGCUUGCUUUGUGGCCUUCUCGAACCUCGUUGCCGUGCAUGCCUGGCGUGUCAGCAACCUCCAGGUGCCCAGCUCCCUGGCAGCAACAGCCUCUGAAACUGAAGAGCAGGCUGAGCAGGCCGGCAUUUGCUCCAGGUCCAUGUACGUCCUCGGAUGUGGGCCUAGCCAAGUGUGCGAAAGCCAGGGCCGUUUCAGAUGUGCCUUGAAGAGCGACAUGGACCUGGCAAAUGGUGCCGCCAAGGUCGCCAAGAGGCUGCUGGCGAAGGCCCAAGCCUUCAACAGCAGCACCUGGGCCACCCGGGGUGCCCUCGAGUUCUCGAAGCUCACUGUGGCCUUGAAGGACUUCAACGUCUAUGCUCAGGUUCUUUUGGAGCCCGGGGGCAUGCCCCGGUUCAGGCAUGAGAUGCAGGCCACCAAGGCAAGCCUGGCACAAGCGGCAUUGACCAUCAACGAGGCUUGGCACAGGAACGGCCUCAUGAACAGCCAAAGUAGGUCGGUUUCUCUCCGUUCCUUCGUGGAGUAUAUCGAGGAGGUCUCCAAGGAGAACACGGCGCUUGACCCGAGCACCAUCAAGGACUUCUUGAUCCAGUGUUUCCCAGGCAUGCCGAGGGAAGUCUUGGCAGAGACGACGGGAGACAUAGAGGCUGCACUGAGCUCAGAGCCGUCAUGCCAACCCUCACCCAUGACAGAAGCCUGCAGCAAGGCACUGCUGCAUGCCUACUGGGGCAAAGUGAUGUCCGGCGCACAGCAAUUUCUUGAGGGAGCUGAAGCCGAGCAGACCGACGAUGAUGAUGAGCCUGAGGGAUCUGGCACUGACCCAGAAGGUUCUGGGCUUUUGCAAGUUGAGAACGGUUUCGCUGGGCUCUUCUUCCUCAGCUUCAUGGUCUUCUUUCACAUGAUGAUCCCGUUCAUGAUCAUCAGCCUACCGAUCUGGCUUCCGGGCAUGCUCGUGCUGGCUGCCUUCACGGGCGUCCUCAAGUUGAUGGGCAUUGGACCACCCUGA